AGAAAAGGUAAAAACUUGUUUUGCAGGUUUUCUUGAUUUCUUUUCAUUUGGCUUUGAACGGUGAGACGUUGGUUAAACCUGACUGUGUGUGUGUGUGUGUGUUUGCGACUCUUUACCCUUAAAAUAUUGGAUACCCAUCUUGUUUAACCCUACUUCAAAGGGAAAUGUUUGAUGGAUUAAUAAUGUGUCUCACUAGUGGAUAGUUGUUGAUCAAUUUAAAUCAACUACAAUUGGAUUAUAUUAUACAAUCAACUAUAUUAAUUAACCUGGUUCACGAUUGUGGUCAAACAAUAUCUAUUGGACAAUUGGUUAUCCUUCAAUUUUUGUCUACCUCUUAAUGUUGACCAUUUGUUGCCCUCUUGACAACUCUCCUUUGCACCAGCUUUAACGUUUUUUCAGUGUUCAACCAUUUUAUAUCCCACCUUACGAUUCAUUUAUUCAACACAUCAUCAACCUCGUCAACUUACAAUGUCUUGUUCAGCUGUUUCACUAUCAAUCGCCACCAUAAUUAGUGUAAUUGCUGUUGCUUGUCUUGCCAUAGCUUUCAGUACCGAUAAUUGGUAUGAAAUACGGAUUAAUCGAAAUUUAACCAAGGAAAGAUUAACUGAAUUGAAUCAAUUGACUGAUGAAUUUGAAACAGAUUUGAGAUAUUUCAGUCGAGAUGAAGGACUUUUCAGAGUUUGUUUCCUCAACAAGAAACCCAAAGGAUUGGAAACCUAUUUAUCUCCAACUCAAACUCAAUGUGUCAACGUAGAUUAUCAUAUUCCUGAAGAUGAAGAAUCGCAAAAAUUUUCAGAUCAAAGAUGGGAAAGACUUCAUCUUGCUCGAUCCGUAGUAGCAUUGUAUGUUGUUGCCUUUUUCUUGUUGACUCUUUCAUUCUUCACCGGGAUCGCAGGAUGUUGGAAACGAUCUCACGCCAAUCUCAUUGCCACUGGUAUUAUGCAGCUUUUAGCAGCUUUAUUUGACGCUGGUGCCAUGGGUCUCUGGCAUGGAGUCCAAUUUUAUGAUCAACAUAAACUUAAAGAUGAACUUUCAUACAAUGGUUGGCCAACUGUUUUAAAACAACACGGAGUGAGUGAAUUUUAUUAUGGCUGGUCUUAUAUUCUCGCAUGGCUUGGAAUCGGCCAGUGUUUGAUUGCUUCAAUCAUGUUCCUUGGAUCUGCUCGAUGUAUUCGAAGUGAAAAACGCGCUGAACAAGCCAAAAAUAUGCAAUAUUUAAUGCCAGUUUAUCCUGAUAAAAGAAACCCAUACGGAUACGCUUAUGCUUAUCCUGGACCCUACUCAUACCAUGGAUCACAAUACGGAAUCGCUCCUUAUGCAUACUAAACACUUUUCAGCUCAUUUUAAUUAUUACAACUAUUAAUAUUAUUCUUGAUAUGUAUAAUAUUAUCUAUGCUCUAUUAUAUUAAUACCGUUUUGGUAUUUUUCUGUCAAAA
Messenger RNA from Tetranychus urticae (two-spotted spider mite), 1436 nucleotides. Its product is annotated as claudin domain-containing protein 1. The record is from RefSeq and is a predicted model, not a curated record. Lineage: Eukaryota; Metazoa; Arthropoda; Arachnida; Trombidiformes; Tetranychidae. Gene Ontology annotation, cellular component: membrane.